Messenger RNA from Penicillium diatomitis, 1623 nucleotides. RefSeq lists its product as uncharacterized. The record is from RefSeq and is a predicted model, not a curated record. NCBI's taxonomy places the organism in Eukaryota, Fungi, Ascomycota, Eurotiomycetes, Eurotiales, Aspergillaceae. The coding region runs from base 1 to 1623 and encodes 540 amino acids. The transcript is spliced from 2 exons.
AUGAGAUCCAGCUCCGGAAGAUCAAGCUCCAAGAGCUUCUGGAGCGUCUCCUCUUGGAAGGCUCGGCUGAAGCGAAAGUACCGCAAGCAGUCAGCCAUCAGUACUGAUGAGGACUUUCAUUCUGCACGUCCUUCUCCAGCCCUCGAUCUUGUCAGGGUAUCACAAGUCACCUUGAGGGAACAGAAUGACAAUCAAACUCAAUACUCGUCUUCGUUGUAUUCGAAAGAUGACGAUCCCAACCCCCCUGUUGGGCCUACCGGAAAGCCCUUCUUUACAGAGCACCCAGGUGUAGGAUACCCAUUUGGUCAUAAGUCCUUGGACACUUUCUCCCAUGUCAGACAACCGUUUUUUCAGGAAUCGCAAGCUGCGGCUGGUACCAUAAAAGCGCCGUGUCCCUGGGAUGCUUCUGCAUUCGCGGUUGGCUGCCAUGAAGGGGGGCUAGCGUCUACACCAAACCUUCCUGGCUGUUCUGCAGGGGAAAUAUCUGCCCACAGUCUGCCAAAGUUGUCGCGACAGUUUUCAUUCGAGAGAUUGCUCUGGGUCUUCCCCAGGGUGUACGCAAUGGCCAAGGUCGUGCAGGCCAUGUGUCUGAGUUAUGGCGCUGAGGUUCGCUCACAUCUCACAUUCUGGAUCAAGCGCGCUGAAAAGGAGGUCCGAACUGGUGACCUCGCAACUUUGGUCGAGAAUGUGAACAAUCUCUUCUAUGCACUCUAUUCGCGAGUGACUCUCGAAUUGGCUGGGAUUGAACUUGUCACUCUCUACCAGGCUGAGCAUCCACCAAGAAGUGUCCCUCCGGCGUACUCCCCACUGUCAACCCUCCCCGUCGCAGAUCACAUCCACAGACUCUUGCUCGCCUGCAAGGAAACUCUUGACAAGACCAAUGUCUGUGGGUACGUUGACCAAGAGGUCGUCAGCAUGUGGCAAGAGGUUCUGACUCAACGCUUGAUCGUGAAGGGGCUUUAUUCACCUUCCUACCCUGACAAUGUCAUCGGCUAUCGGCAGUUCACUUACAACGUCCUAUCUGACCAUCAGUCAGAAUACGUCACUAGAUGGGUCAGUAUGGUACCAUUUUUCUAUUCGAUCCCGCCAAAUAUUCUGAUCGCAAUAUCUGAAAAAUGGUUUACCGUGGCUGACCGGACUACAAUGCCCGAUGACAUUCCUGCGUCUGACCUGCCUUUCACCGAUCUCAGGGUGGCAAACCCAGUGCUGUGGGAGAAGGACCUCGUGCUAGACUAUCGCCUCGCAGCGUUGGCGAGUCUCGAAGGCAAGUCGAUCGGGGAUGUGCGACGCGAGAACCCAAGAAGUCGACUUUUGAACCUCGCGAAAUGCCGCAAAUGCAUAUGCCCAUCAACUUGUGGAUGUGCACGAGGCUGCACAAUCGAAGUUGAGAAGCCCUGCAUAUGCUCUGAGCGGUACGUACGCCUCAUCACUUCUCGUCUCUGCAAGAGCCCAGGUCGGUUCCAAUUCAGCAUUCGCACCACCACCGCAGCACGUGCAUGCUGGCAAGGGCUUGCUAUGCUUCGACGGGAUGUAUCCACCGAGACUCUCAUGUUCGAGUGGAGCGAGACGUUCUCAGUCUUCGAGCUCGAGGUUCAGAAGGAGCGUUGGGGCAGGUCUUUGUGA